AAGGCAGCGAGAAAAGACUAAUGAUCCAGCAUGUGGAGCCAGUCAAUCCAAUAACAUGGACAAGUACGAAAAGGUGAAGAAAAUUGGGGAAGGUUCAUUCGGAAAGGCUAUCCUGGUCAAAUCCAAAGAUGAUGGACACCAAUAUGUCAUCAAGGAGAUUGGCAUAUCUGGAAUGUCCAGCAAAGAGAGGCAGGAAUCUCGAAAGGAAGUUGCUGUUCUUGCCAGCAUGAGUCAUCCAAACAUCGUCCAGUAUAAGGAAUCUUUUGAAGAGGGUGGCUGUCUGUAUAUUGUGAUGGACUACUGCGAGGGUGGAGACCUAUUGAAAAAGAUCAACUCUCAGAAAGGGGUACUGUUCUCAGAAGAGCAAAUCCUAGAUUGGUUUGUGCAGAUCUGCCUAGCGCUCAAGCAUGUACACGAUCGAAAAAUUCUCCACAGAGACAUAAAAUCACAGAACAUCUUUUUGACAAAAGAUGGAACAGUUCAGCUUGGAGACUUUGGAAUUGCAAGGGUGCUGAACAGAACAUCUUUUUGA
This is a messenger RNA of Oreochromis aureus, 532 nucleotides long. Its product is annotated as serine/threonine-protein kinase Nek1-like. Gene Ontology annotation, biological process: protein phosphorylation. NCBI's taxonomy places the organism in Eukaryota, Metazoa, Chordata, Actinopteri, Cichliformes, Cichlidae. Bases 56 to 532 code for a protein of 158 amino acids. The record is from RefSeq and is a predicted model, not a curated record. The transcript has 7 exons. Gene Ontology annotation, molecular function: protein kinase activity; ATP binding.